Molecule: messenger RNA, 972 nt
Organism: Aspergillus steynii IBT 23096
Lineage: Eukaryota; Fungi; Ascomycota; Eurotiomycetes; Eurotiales; Aspergillaceae
Product: NAD(P)-binding protein
Exons: 4
Coding region: 1-972 (323 amino acids)
Biological process (GO): sphingolipid biosynthetic process
Cellular component (GO): endoplasmic reticulum membrane
Molecular function (GO): 3-dehydrosphinganine reductase activity
Source: RefSeq, a predicted model, not a curated record
AUGGCCUUUCUCCAGCGGUUGCUUGGGUUGAAGAACCAGUUCGAGGUCGAUGGGAAGCUUGUGCUUGUUGCUGGGGGGUCGCGAGGGCUGGGGAAAGCGCUAGCCCUAGAGCUGGCUGCGAAAGGUGCCAAUCUCUUGCUACUUGCGCGCAACGAGACGGCCCUGCGACACACGCAGGGUGAAGUCCAGCGAGCGUGCACCAACUCGAAGCAGAUCGUCGAUGCGAUUCCAGUCGACCUAACCAACCCUGACGAGAUCCACGCUGCCCUCAACCACUACCACACCCCCGAUAUCCUCAUCUGCACCGCCGGCGGAACGCCCACGCAAGUCGGCUUUCUCGCCGACAUCUCGCCGCAGGCUAUCACGUCGUGCGUCGACCUGAAUUACUACACCACCAUCUUUGUCGUGCAAUACUGUCUGAAACUAUGGCUCGCUGCCGCUCCGACCUCCUCGCCGCGCCACGUCCUCCUCACGUCGUCACUGGCUGCCUUCGUUGGCAUCCCGGGCUUCAUCGCGUACACGCCCACCAAAGUCGCGAUUCGCGCGCUGGCAGAUACCCUUCGUCAAGAGUUUCUUCUCUACGGCGAGAAUACCUUCAAAGUACACGUUAGCUUUCCGGGCCCUUUCAUAACCGAAGCUUUUCUAGAGGAACAGGAUAAUAAAUCUCGUCUGACCAAGAUGCUCGAGGGGACGGAGUUGUCUCGCCCAGAGCUAGAGCAGAAGAUCCCGUCGGCGAGAGUUGUCGCGAAGAGGAUUAUCGCCGGCGUCGAGAAAGGAAAGACGUAUGUGCCUGUGGACUGGCAGGGGGAGCUUCUAUUGAAUAAUAUGCGCGGUCCGAGUCCGCGGUUCUGGACACUGUGGGACUUCUUCCUGGGUAUGGUGGCGGCUUGUGCGUGGUGGUUUUUCCGUACGUCGUGGGAUCGACAGACGAGAAGGUUUGGGGUGGCUCAUGGGCGAGAGAAUGGAGUGUGA